Messenger RNA from Fusarium musae, 1122 nucleotides. RefSeq lists its product as uncharacterized. The transcript is spliced from 4 exons. Gene Ontology annotation, biological process: response to nutrient; branched-chain amino acid catabolic process. Gene Ontology annotation, molecular function: catalytic activity. Bases 1 to 1122 code for a protein of 373 amino acids. The record is from RefSeq and is a predicted model, not a curated record. Lineage: Eukaryota; Fungi; Ascomycota; Sordariomycetes; Hypocreales; Nectriaceae.
AUGUGGCUUUCUAGACCAUUAUCUCGGUCCUCGAGAUCCAUCGUCCUUCGUCCGAGAGCAUUUGCGUCUCUGGCCUCGUCGACUGGGCGCACCUUGAAUGUCCCGAUCGAUUUCAGCAAAUCAGGAUUGCUUCAUCACCGAGGAAGCUCUCCGGUUCAAAUACCGGAGCUUUUACAUCCAAAUGACACCAGACGAUUGAACCUUGGCCAAGCCGUGACCUCUGCUUUGCAACAAGCUCUCGAAGCCUCUCGCAAGGUUGUCUGCUUCGGCGAAGAUGUUGCGUUCGGCGGUGUUUUCAGAUGCACGGUUGGGAUUGUCGGGACGGCGAUUGGCAUGGCUGCAGAGGGACUCAAACCGGUUGUUGAAAUUCAGUUUGCUGACUAUGUCUUUCCGGCAUUUGACCAGAUUGUCAACGAGGCAGCCAAGUUCAGAUACCGCGAGGGGACAACAGGUGCCAACCUAGGCGGACUUGUUAUACGGAUGCCCUGUGGAGGCGUGGGACAUGGUGCCUUAUACCACACGCAAUCACCUGAAGCCUUGUUCUGUCACGUUCCAGGCUUCAAGAUUGUCGUUCCUCGAUCCCCAACCCAAGCAAAGGGACUCCUGCUCGCAUCCAUCCUUGACAGUGAAGACCCCGUGAUCUUUAUGGAACCCAAGAUCUUAUACCGAGCUGCUGUCGAGGAGGUGCCAGAGGAGCGCUAUACCUUGCCCAUCGGAAAGGCUGAAGUAAUCAGACCCGGUUCAGACAUAACGGUAAUCUCAUACGGGCGUCCUCUUUACACCUGCGAAGCGGCAAUCGAGGCUCUGGAAAAGGAAAGCCCUGGCGUGAGCAUAGAGCUGAUUGACUUGAGAACAAUCUACCCCUGGGAUCGACCGACAAUCCUCGAGAGUGUGAGAAAGACGGGACGUGCCAUUGUGGUCCAUGAGAGUAUGGUGAACUUUGGAGUUGGUUCUGAAAUUGCGGCAACUAUUCAGGAUCAAGCGUUCACGUACUUGAAGGCACCUGUAAAACGUCUGGGCGGUUGGACGACCCAUACCGGACUGGCCUACGAAGAGUAUAUUUUCCCAGACACAGCGAGGGUUUACAAUGCCAUGCAAGAAGUAUUAGAAGAUUACCCAUAG